Molecule: messenger RNA, 822 nt
Organism: Penicillium griseofulvum
Lineage: Eukaryota; Fungi; Ascomycota; Eurotiomycetes; Eurotiales; Aspergillaceae
Exons: 6
Coding region: 1-822 (273 amino acids)
Source: RefSeq, a predicted model, not a curated record
AUGGCGGCGUCUGCUUGGACGGUCAAAGAAGACCUGGAUCUUACUCUUGACAAUCUCACCCAUUAUGCCAUCAUAUAUAUCGAUCACGAUGGCAAUCUUAAGACCUCCGCAUCUCGGUCUAUCCAGCAACAAUGCGAAAAUGUAUUCAAUAUGGAAGCGCGCCAAAAUUUUCUCGAAAUUAUACGCCAACCUACUCUCCAGAUAGGUCAACAGAGAUUUAGCAGUGAUGGCUCUAGCACUUUGGGUAUACGGAUUGGGGAUACAGAAAGCGUUAUAAGUUACUAUACACGUAUCCUCAACUGUAUCCUAUACCGGAGUUGCAGCAGUGUUCUCAAGGUUCUUAUAACCGUGAUCGAGCCGCAAAAGUCUUUACAUCACCCUUAUAACGGUGGAGAAAAGGGAGACCCGGAAAUGACUAAGCCUGAUUGGUGGCCCUCACGUAUCAGUCAUACAUAUCCUAACCAUUUGAAGAAGCAAGACUGCAUCGAUCUAUUCCUUCACAUUCUCCGCAAGGCCGGUCUUACUGCCGAUGGCCUGGUAAAGAUUGCUACAGAUGCCAGGCUGAAAUUAAAGCGCAUGAGAGACUUGAAUCUUAUCCUCGAGCUCUUGUGGGUCCGAAAUGUGGAGGAACAGUUUGAGCGAUGUGUAGUCCAUGCUGAUGACAUCAUCUACGUUACUUCAUGUUCCGUUCACAGCACCUUCACAGAGUCCACCUAUGAAGCCUUAGGCCGCUAUGGCGAAAGGACCGAUUCAAGCUCCAAUUCUUUAAACCAAAGGCCGCAAUGGUACCACCCAUGGGUGGGGUAUUUGUCGCCUUUUUAA